CCUCCAACAAUAACAAAACCCGCAGUUAUCUGCCCCUCCUCGUGUUUACAAACUGCGUCGAAAUCUGGAUUGAAAGGAAGUCGGCGACAUCAAAGAGGAAAAUGUAGCGACUUUAAGGGUUUCAGAUCCUGCUAUGUCGCUACAUGGGAUACGCUGAAGGAGCGAUCAAACUGUGGUUUGAUUCUCACCACAUCGAUUUGGAUACCCUUUUUCUCAUACCAUAGCUUUCAUAUCCUGUUCGAUCCCUUCUUCAUCAGCUUAAUUUCCUUGAUUGUGAAAGAACGGAGAUUUAUCCACCAAGCCUGUUUCUCUCCUUCUCUUCGCACCGAUCAAGGAAACGUGUUGUUGAAUUUUUUUUCUCCCUAGGUUCCAAAAUAUAUUUAUACUAUAUAUAUAUAUAUUUGUGGAUUAUUCUAUAAGCAGUUCCGCAGUUUUUCCUUCCAUUUCAUUGCUAACUCAACAAUAUACUUUCCCACACACGCAUAACUACCAACAUUACCAUUAAACAUUCCAACAUGAUCAAUCUGUCCGACUUGCCUUUCUGUCGCGCCUAUAUCAUCAUCCGGGCUGUCCACACUGCCCUUGUUAUUGGAGUACCCCUAGUUUUGAUCACACAAGACACGGAGCUGCGUCGAGCUGUGUACUACUUUGAGCGGCCAAUCUAUGCCAUUUGUUACCUCCUACUGCUGACCUUCUCCCUGGUGAUGUACUUUCUGGCUUGUCUCGUCAACCCGGGCUACAUAGAGACUCCCUGUAAAACCAAACUACCAAUGCUGAAUAACAAUUCCGAUGAGGAGGACAUUUAUGAAGACAGUCAAAUGAUGAACAAGAUCAACAACUACAGACGGUGUGAUUUCUGUGAAGUUCAGCAACCCAUGCGAAGUAAACACUGUGAAGACUGUAGGAAAUGUGUCCGGAAGUAUGACCACCAUUGCCAUUGGCUUGAGACUUGCGUUGGAGAAAGAAAUCACAGAUUUUUUUGGCUGUUUUUGCUUUCAAUAUCUGCUCUCAUUCUUUGGACAAUUUCUAUUACCUGGAAUGCCAUUGUCUACAGACUGGAAUGGCUGGUAUGGUUAAAGACCAAUUCUCUGCUUUUCUGUAAUUUGUUCAUUUUAAUUAUUGCUGCAAUGGCUGUGUUGGGCUUGUUGGGGUUCCAUUCUUAUCUCAUCUCUCAGAACCUCACUACAUGGGAGUUCGUCUCCCAGGAGAGGAUUACCUACCUCAAAUACUUGGAUGACUCUUACAAUCCAUUCAACGAAGGUUGUCCUUGCAAUGUCUAUAACUUUCUCUUUGAUUGGAAAAUCCGCCACUGGGAGGCCCUGUACACCAAGAAAGCCAACAUGCAGAACACGGCUAGUGGUGGCAUCGUGUAACCAAAAAAAAAAAACUGAAAGAAAAUAGAAUAAACAAAAGACAUUUCUACAAUUUUUCCCUCCUUCCAAAAACUUCUUCCGCCCUACCAUAUUUUUUUUAGCUUGUCCCUUGCUUAUUGUACCUGUUUAGAUAAAUGUCUAAUUUUGUUAUUUUUCUAAAAAAAAAUUCUUGACAAAUCACUCCAUUCCCCUAUCUUUCUCCAUUCCUUUGAUUCCAGAAGAGAAUAUAUGAAAUGGUAAAAAGAAACAAAAACAAAAAAAAAAAGACAGAUACUUCCUGCAAAUUGUAGUAUCCCUUCAACUAACCCCUAAUUGUCAAAGCUUAUAAUAUUUUGCUGACCAUAGUCCAGAUAGCUGAAUAAAUAUUUUUGCUUUC
Octopus sinensis (East Asian common octopus) is the source of this 1749-nucleotide messenger RNA. RefSeq names its product probable palmitoyltransferase ZDHHC12. Lineage: Eukaryota; Metazoa; Mollusca; Cephalopoda; Octopoda; Octopodidae. The transcript has 5 exons. The coding region runs from base 516 to 1373 and encodes 285 amino acids. Gene Ontology annotation, biological process: protein targeting to membrane; peptidyl-L-cysteine S-palmitoylation. Gene Ontology annotation, cellular component: Golgi apparatus; endoplasmic reticulum. The record is from RefSeq and is a predicted model, not a curated record. Gene Ontology annotation, molecular function: protein-cysteine S-palmitoyltransferase activity.